Molecule: messenger RNA, 1602 nt
Organism: Candidula unifasciata
Lineage: Eukaryota; Metazoa; Mollusca; Gastropoda; Stylommatophora; Geomitridae
Source: the annotation of a GenBank genome assembly
GUGGUGCAUAUUGACUACAAUGUCUGUUUUGAGAAAGGCAAAGGUCUGAGGGUGCCAGAGAAUGUCCCGUUCCGUUUGACUGCAAACAUUGAAACAGCUUUGGGUCUUACAGGAGUGGAGGGCACAUUCCGGAUAUCAUCAGAACAUGUCAUGAAGACUAUGCGUAAAGGAAGAGAGUCCCUGUUGACACUGUUGGAAGCCUUUGUGUAUGAUCCUCUAGUAGACUGGACAACUGGUGGAGAUGCAGGUUACACUGGGGCAUUCUAUGGUGGAGAACUGGCCCAGGGGGGAGGCAUUGCAGGUGACAGCAGGCAGACCAAGCAGCAGAUGGAGAGAGACAUCACCAACAGCAUGUUUUCUAUUCGUCUCACAGAGAUGGAUUCUGCCUGGUCCAAAAACAAGUCAGAACUAAAGACAAGUUUGCCAAUCCUGGCAGUGGCAGUAAGGGAGUGGAUGAAUACAUCUGAUAAACUGGAAGCAUCUUCUGCAGCAAUGGAAGAGCUGCAUGCGGUCCAGCAGGCAUUGGUUGAUGCCCAGAGUGGCCCGCAUCAUUCAGUCUACACCCUUUCAGACAGAUACUCAGAUUACAUGAUACUCAAAGGUACCCGUGACAAGGUGAUGGGUUCUGUGAGGGAGAAGAUUGCAGAGUUUAGUAACUGGCACAAGAUUCAUGUUAUGACACUAGAGAAGCUUCAGAGCUCAUCCUUUCAGUCCCUGUGUGCUGAAGUGAUGGCUAAUCUGGAGUUAGGACCCCCAAGUUUUGCUGCUUCGUCAUCAUUUCUGCAGGGAGCUGGCCAGUCACAGAUUAUCUCACAGUGUGAGCAGUUGGAGAGUGAGGUGUGUUCGCUGCUGGAGCAGAGAAGAGUCAUGCUUCACAGUGCCGUCAAUGUCUUACACACAUACAGCACCAUAGUGUCACAGUUUGGUGUGGUGUUUGCUGAAGACAACAGGACUUUCAGAUUCCACGGCUGGUUGCAAGAGUUGCUGAAUGACUUCACCUCGCAGAAGUGUGAAGAAGUGAUAACCCGCUACCAUGACAUGUACAGUCUGACACAGUCCUCCCAGCUGACCAAGGCCCAGUUUGUGUUUGGUGUGGAGGCCAAGCUGUUGAACCUCUUGAAUGACAGCAACUCAAAAUUGUUGAAGUUGAUAGACAGGCGUGCCCAGGAGACAAAUGAGACCAUGAUGCUGGAAGUACAAGUCCACGAAGCUGAUGAGGCCAUUAAACUCUUUGUCUAUGAAAACGGCCUCGAGGGAGAGAAGAGUCUGAUGUCUGUGAUAGUGUCCGCUCUGUACACACUCAACAAACGAUAUCUACUCAUGGAAGGAGCUGCUGCAGGAGCUGGAGAUCGCCUGAUGGACCUGACCUCAAGAGACGGUGACUGGUUUUUAGACGAGCUGUGUAGUAUGAGUGGCAAUGUCAAUCAGUUUCUGGAGACUCUUAACCGCUACACGCAGGUUCAUGCGCUGGGCCAUGUGAAGAGCUUACAGCACAGCCUCAAGGCAACACACAAUGUCUUCAUGGCUUUACAGGAUCUGAACAUGAAUUUCCGUUCUAUCAUUCUGCCCGAGGCCUUGAAAACUGACCCAAGCUCAAGAUGA